AUGCAUAUAUUGAUGUUUACUGGAUUUGCUUGUGAAUCAACACCUGAACUUCGAACAAUAUCACAAAAAACAUUAUUACGCACACAUAUUGAUCUUAAUGAUUUAACAAUAAUAAAAGCAUAUGCUGAAGCUUAUAAUCAAAUUGUUAAUAAUAUUUUAUCAAAUAAAAAACAUCAUAAAAUAUCUUCACGUGAACAUCUUCGUUUAAUUUUAAAAUUAUCUUCACAAACACAAAAUCAAUCAACAGUAAACCCAAAACUUCUAACGAAUGAAUAUUCAUUUGAUUUAAUUGAUGAAUUAUUAACGAAAUUUUCACUAAGAUCUGAUGAUAUAUUUAUUCAUCUUGAUUGUUCUUAUAGUCAUGUAUUAUUACAAAUAGCUGCAAUGAUUUCAUGUAAAAAAAUUAUUGGAAUAGAAAAUAAUUCAUCAAUUAAGAAAAUUGAAGAAAAUUUUCGGUUUUGGAUGAAAUGGUUUGGUAAAAGUUAUAGCGAUUUUCAAAUAAUUGAAGGAGAUUUUUUUGAUAAAAAUUUCCGAUCAAUACUCAAAUCUGGGAAUGUUAUUUUUGUUAAUAAUAAAACAUUUUCCAAUGAUAAAAAUCAUAAUUUAAAAAUAUGUUUUUAUGAUUUACAAAGUGGUUCACGAAUUAUUUCAACAAAACCAUUUAUUGAAUCAAAUAAUCGAGUAACUGCAAGAAAUAUCAAUGAUAUUGAUUCAAUCAUAUCUUUACGUUUAAUUGAAAAUUUAAAAACAAAUACACAAUUAACAUUUUAUCUACAUACAAUUGAUUAUUCAAAAAUUGAACAAUAUUUUCAUCGAAAAGUGUAA
Adineta steineri is the source of this 825-nucleotide messenger RNA. The record is from the annotation of a GenBank genome assembly. NCBI's taxonomy places the organism in Eukaryota, Metazoa, Rotifera, Eurotatoria, Adinetida, Adinetidae.